CUGCUUUCCUGUUCCUUUUGGUCAGGAGCCUUUUUACAAUCAGGCAAGACAAUACUGAGCGGCAGCACCGAAUCCGCAGGACAAAAUGAGUCUUUGCCUUAAAUAUCCGAGAGACAAAUGGAGAAAAUGCUGGCUGGAUACCGCGCAGUACACUGCACGGCCUGAACUUGUUAAAAGAAAGCAUAAAGACACUUCCAGGAACAUUCAGUCCUCUUUGCUUCCUGACUUAAUUAUGACAGCAAUUUGAUGGACUCUUGGAAGGUGAAUAGCACAACAGAUUAUCCAUCACAAAGCAUGGAAAUAACAGCAGAGAUGACUGGGACAGUGCUUCUGGAAAUUACCAAACAAAGAAGAAACCCCUCUGAUCAUGGCAUUCCAGGAGAGGAGUAAAUUGGGAGAAUUGCAUGCAGAGCUUAGACCAACAUGUGCUGCAAAUGUUUGAGCAGUAAUCCAUUGCUUAACAAAUGGGAAAGCAGCAGGCAGCAAUUGCUGCUCAGCAGAACUGUUCAGAGCAGGAAAGCAUCCCUGCCCAAUGGCUACACACAAAAUCAGGCUCUGAGAGCACUGCUGCUGAGCCCCAAACAGAGCAGAGUAAAAUCACCAGAGCAUGAAAUUCUGCUGGAAUUACUCUCCACGCACCUUGGAGACUGGCCCCAGCAACUGGGUGUGCAUCCUCAGAUACAUAUUUUACUGCCCUUUAAGCAAUACACAUCCACUGGGCCCAGCAAGCAGCAUUGUGCAAGCUGCCUGUUUUGCUGGAUUCUGUUUUGUUGCUGCUCAAACUCACAGUCAAUCUUCAGUGAUUUACUGAGGAGGAUUGGGCACACCAGAAAUCAUUUUAUUUCAUCAUCUCUGCCAAAGGAAUUCAAUAGUUUACACUACCCACCAUUGUGAAAGAUGCUGUUCAAGUCUGAAUGUCCCCUCCGGGUAAUCAUAAAAGGAUGCCUGACUCGUAUCUGAGCAGAAAAAAUAGCGAAGCCCCUGUUUGCACCAGCAGGAGAGGGGAAAAGGAUUAUUCUGAUGUCUUUGCUGAUAGCUGUCUUGGACAUUUCCCAUCUCUGCUGUUUCUCAGUACCAUUGAGGGCUAUAGACAUUAUUACAACAUGUGGAAGCUUUGAUGUUUCUGAAAAUUAGCUGUGCUUUGUGGUAUAUGUGAUCAAUGUAACACGCAACUGGCAAAUAUUAAUCUGGAAGCACAGGAAGACAGCAAGCUCUUGGAGACAAAAAGUGAUGGAAGGGUUAAGCUGCCUUUAUUUUUGCCAGCAAGUAUACAUCCUCUAUUCCCCAUCCACCCCCGUAAAGUACAAAAUGUAGCAGAUGUUUGUGAACAGCUAGCCUGAUCUAUCAGCCUUUACAUAAAUGAAGGCUGAGUUACUGAAGGAGAAGGCAGAAUAAUGUUUACAAGAGAAGAGCAAGAAGAUUUCCGACACCUGGGCAACUUAAUGAUGGCAGAUGGCAAAAGCUGAAGGCAAAGAGAAGCAGCAACGUGCACCAGCAGCUGUCGAACAAACGGGGAGGAGGAAGGCCUCCUCUGAAACUACGCGGAAGGAUUUAAUACCCGCAGUUGGGUGAGGGUGAGAGCGUCAAUAUGCAGAGAGAGGAGCCCGUGCUUUAACUCCUCAGAUAACUAUCGUCAGAAGUACCCAAUGGAUUGUCAGCCAAGGAGAUUUUCACAGCAAGAAGCCAUCUAUUUGCAUCAAAUAGUGUCAGCCUGCAAGGCAGAGACUUCUGGGUCAUUUAACAGUGCUCCAGAUGUAGUCAUUUUCUCCGAGGCGAGCGGCUCAAAAAGAGCAAUGUGAGAAAGAGCCAGUCGGCAUGGAAAGGGGACAAUCAAGCAGCAUGUGGAAGUGAUUAACCACUCUGUGAAAGGUAACUCAGUUAAUGGACAGAGCUGCAGGACACCUGGCUGUCCAUGAUGCUCAGCACAACAGAGACUGCAGGACUGGGGCCAAACGUGGGGCUGCAAUUCACCAUCAGGAAACAAGCGAUUUCUGGCUUUGCGCUAGUGCUGUAGAUUAUGACUGGUCACCCAGCAGCCUGGCUGAGUGUGUACACUCCAAAGCUGCAGCAGACACAGGUGUUGACUGUUGUACCACAGGAAAGGGAAUGGAGAGCAACUAGAGCUGUAAAUGGAGGCACUGACAUCAACUGGCUUUCUUAGUAAUUCUUUCAUCAAAAAGCCAGGGGUGGGAUUAAAAUGUUUAGCCAAGAUCAACAUGGGGAUUUUAUCUUCCCCCAUGCUGGACUCACCCCUUCUAUGGAAUACCUGCCAUCAACAAAGCUCAAUUCUGACUUCAGGCUCACAAAGCCCAAAGAGUAUCUGGAUGUGCAUGACAGAAUUUGGCCUCUUUUUAAGGAUCAUUCUGGCUAAAACUAACUUUACUGUCUAAAACUCCCUGAAAGGGGAUUGUAGCAAGUUGGAUGUUAACCUCUUUUCCCAGCUAACUAGUGAUGAGAGGUAAUGGCCUUAAGUUGCACUAGAGAAGGUUCAGGCUGCAUGUUAGGAAAAAAAUAUUCUCAGAAAGAGUGGUGAGGUAUUGGCACAGGCUGCCCAGGGAGGUGGUCACCAUCCCUGGAGGUGUUCAAGAUCCGUGGAGAUGAAGCACUGAGGGACAUGGCCAGUGCGCAAUAUUGGUGGUAGGUGAACCACUGAACUAGAUGAUCUUAGAGAUCUUUUCCAAUCUUAAUGAUUCUAUGAUUCAUUUAUCCUGUAAUUAUACAUUCUUAAUGCACAGCAUUACCUCCUGUGCAUGUUGCAUCUGCAGUCCUGCCAGUCUAAUGCCGUGCUGACCCAGCAUGGAAGAGCCAUCAUCAUUGCUGAAAUGUCUUCAGCGCACAGCUCACACCAAGUACCUAUGGAUUAGCGAGUCUCCCUGCUGCUGUUUUAAAUAAAGACAUGUUUUGAAAAGCACCUAGAAAGUGAGCAGAAAGACUGCUGUCUGAUAGGUAUGCCAUUUCAAAACAAAUUCAUAAUGUUCCUAGAGAAUUUAUCACCACAGGAGGAGAAAAGGUUAUUGUGUGUGUAACCUGCAGCUUUAAUUAUAUUGUGUACUUCCCUUGCGCAAUUAGAAAUGUGUAACAGAUAGUUACACUUUCUAGUUAUGUUUCUAUCAAAUUCUUGUUAUAAUUAGGAUGACUCAUAAUGAAAUUAUGCAUUAUUUGCUCCAUUCAUUAUAUUGUUUGACUUAAAAUCAGCAUGCAAACUACAAAUCUCCUGAAUUCUUCUUCUCCGCCCCUCCUUGGUUGUUUCCUACGCACAUACCGGUCAGGGUAGACAAAAGCAUUUUUAAAUUGUUGCAACUCCUUUGCAAGCUAAUGGGCUUUAUCAGAGAGGGUUUGCUGCAGACCGUGCCCAUUGGUAUGCAGCUCCCACUGACAGUUGCACCCGUUGACCACCAAGUCAGAGUGACUUUAACUUAUCACAAAGGAUCUCCUUUGGGGUCACUGUGGCAGGGAGGCCCAGGGGGUACUUUAUUGACUGUGUGAGGGGAUCUGAGAGCCAUCCAUUCUUUAUGAGCUACCUUGCAUACACGGCUAGGGGACUGUGUUCAUAGGCGGCAAUGAUCCCCUGAGAAAGUGGUGAGGUGCUGGAACAGGCUGCCCAGAGACGUUGCGGAUGUCCCGUCCUGGAGGUGUUCAAGGCCGGGUUGGAUGGGUCCCUGAGCAGCCUGGUCUAGUGUUAGAUGUGGAGAUUUGUGUCCCUGCCUGCAGCAGGGGGGUUGAAGCUUGAUGAUCCUUGAGGUCCCUUCCAACCCAAGCCAUUUUAUGAUCCUAUGAUUCCCUGCUGUAUCCUGCUAGUAAACACUAUUGUCUCCACUUCAGCGCUGAGAGCUCUCAAAGGGUCACCAGCAAAGUCCAAACCCCCAGGUCUGUGCAUUUCCAGCUGGAAUGUCUGAUGCCUCUUGAGCUGCUGUGCCAUCCCACUCACAAACCAAUGGUGCAGUGAGCCCCUAAGUGAGACACUACUCAGAACAAGAACAACUUUUCUUCCCUUCCUUUUUUCUGCUCCCUUAAGGUAAAUGUAGUGCUUAGGAAGAUGUUGUACAGGUGCAAGAGGAAGAUUUCUUUAAGUGCUUCACGAAGCAGGAAUUGUCUUCUUGCACAGUAUUUUCAUUUUAAUCCUAGGGUCGUGGACUGAAUGGUACCAAAAAUUCAGGCAGGUGCUGGUGAGAAGCAGACUGCCAAAUACCCCAGGCUGCCUCCAGCCUCUGUGCCACAACUGCUGGAGGUGCAGCCGCGCUAGUGGCUUUUCCUUUUGUCCACUAGGGACCACACUGGGACCAGCAACUCCGGACUGACGGCAGAUGUUAGCCAACGAGUUUUGAUCUGUCCUCACCGGGCUGGUUAUGAAGUGGCAGCCAAGGAGCAAAGAGCUCAGCAGGGUGGUAAUGUUUCUGACCUGGGAUCUAGGGAUGUACACAGGUGCACUGAAAACAGCAGUCUGAUAACAUCCUGUUACAACUCCUCUUCCACACAUCACAAAUAGCUCACUUUGUUUGAGUUUCUUUCAUUCAUUACAAUCCUGCAUUCUGUCACCUUGCAAAUUCAGGUUCCCAAAUCUAUCUUUUGAGAAGCACAGCCUGCCUCUGUGACUCUGUAAUUCCAGGCACUGACACGGUCCCUACACCCCCUUGCUCCCCUCCUGCCUCAUCUGCCCCACGGAGCUCUGUGAGCUCCCAGCUCCCCACCUCCUAGCUCAGCCCUACUCAGUUGCUGCUGCCCUCAUUUUGCUGCCUGCAUCGGUUUCGGGAGCUCCAGUCCCUUCCUACCCUUCCCAGGAGCAGCUUUCCCCUUAGUUUCCAAACAAUGUGUGAAGCCCAGUUCUGCAGGCACAGGAGCCUCAGUGAGUUUAAGGAUGACUGAAGCUAUUUCCAUUCCUGGGGAGGUUUAAAAGCCGCGGGGGGAUGUGUGGGGUGAGAGCGAUCACUGCGUUUCCAGCAGCCGCCCUCUCCCAGCACUGAAUCGCGGCAGGAGCGGUGUGCCUAGCCUGGGUAAAUAAACCCUCCCGAGAGCAAUGCCUUAAAGCACUGCAAACAGCCUUAAGUGCGCUGGAGAUAACUAAUUUCAAGCAUGGCUGUCUAGUGUGCCUGUCAUUCCCAUUGUCCUUCCAAACUAUCUCAGACAUUUUGAGCAGGGAGCACCCAGCUAUGAGUUAGUAGGGGUUGUGACACCGAUGGUCCAAAGGGGUUGGAGCACCGGGAGGGGACGAUGACAGCGCUUAACAACUGGUGGCACUUUGGAGGAUACGGCUGGAGCUCUGUUUAUUAACAAUUAGGCUUCGCCUCGGAGGAAGAUGUGACAGCUGUCGGAGGUCUUUCCAUCGUGCCACUGCAGCAAGCAAAGCCAACACUGGGCAACCCUCUAAAAUGUUUAUUUGGACCAGUGGCCGGAGCUCUACAUCUUACAGACAUGAUGAGAAAAGAAAUAUUUACCAAAAAAUCAGGGAUCACGAUCUACUGGACAAAAGGAAAACAGUCACAGCCCUAAAAGCUGGAGAAGACCGGGCCAUACUCCUCGGGCUGGCCAUGAUGGUGUGCUCGAUCAUGAUGUACUUUCUCCUGGGAAUCACCCUGCUGCGGUCCUACAUGCAAAGCGUCUGGACGGAAGAAGCUCAGUGCUCGCUUCUCAACGCAUCCAUCACCGAAACCUUCAACUGCUCGUUUAGCUGCGGCCCAGACUGCUGGAAAAUCUCUCAGUACCCCUGCCUGCAGGUGUACGUCAAUCUCACUUCUUCUGGCCAGAAGCUUCUGCUCUACCACACCGAAGAAACAAUGAAAAUUAAUUCUGAGUGUUCGUACAUACCCAAGUGCGGCAAGAAUUACGAGGAAUCCAUGUCAAUGGUGAACGUUGUGAUGGAAAACUUCCGGAAGUAUCAACGCUUCUCCUGCUUCUAUGAUCCUGAGGGCACUCAGAAAAACGUGAUAUUGACCAAACUGUACAGCUCCAACGUGCUGUUCCACUCGCUCUUCUGGCCCACAUGCAUGAUGAUCGGUGGUGUUGCCAUCGUUGCAAUGGUAAAGCUGACUCAGUACCUUUCUCUCCUCUGCGAGAGAAUCCAAAGGAUCAACAGAUAAGAAUGAAAACUUCUCCAAGAGUUAAUUACAGAAAAAAUACUGUUUUCUCAUUCUUCACCAAAGAACCUUAAGUUUGUAAUGUGCAAGUCUGUUAUAAGUUCCUUACUAUAUUCUUAUAAGUAGAGCAAUAAUGCAAAAGCUGUUCUAUAUGCAAACAUGAUGUUAUUAUUAUGCAGACAACUGAAAAAAUUACUGUUUGUGUUGAUCAUCUUGUUUGAUGCUGAGACUUGUACUUCUUUCUUGUCUAUUUUGGGCUCAGUGUGACCAUUUGCCAAGCUCAGUCAAUUGACUUUUUCAAUGUAAAGGAUUCUGGGGGAAUUCACACCUGGACAAAGGGCAGCAAAUGACUCGUGCAUCACUGAGGUCUCACCUCUGACUCAGCCCUGUCAAUGGAUUUCUGCUUUUGCCUUUUUAUUAUUGGCUGUGGGGAAAAAAAUUAGGGAAACUACAGAGGUUUUUCUAUGAGCAAGUGGCACAACACAGACUAUUGCGAGGCCAGGAUAAGCUCGAGUAUUUUCAGCCUAACUAGGACUUGGUGAUGCUAUGUGUUAGCUCCCCCAGUUCAGAAGUAAAUUUGACCCUAUGGUCUGUACAGUCUUUUGCAAAACACUUUGGAGUUUUAUUUAUUUAAUACUAUAAUUUUCUUGACUUACCAACAGCAUCUUUGUCAUCUGCAGAAGCUGUAGCCAAAAAAAAAAAAUAUUACGACAACAACGAAAAUCACCUUGUUCCAUUUUCUACUUCAGUCUGAGCCCUGAUGAUGGAGACGGGACCAGAACACCUUAUGUAAAGGUUUAUUACUCAUUUGUCAUGUAUUUGCUACCAUAUCACUGUAAAGAAAAUAACACAAUCAGCUAUUUUUUCAUUUUUUACUUCCAACUAUUUUAGAUUUUUUACUUGAUAUAUAUACAGAUAUAUAUAUAUAAAGAAAAGCUAUAUUAUAUCUAGUUGUGUAUCGGAACUUGAUUAUGGGGUGGUGGCUUUUUUGUUUUUACCAACUGAAAAGUGAACAACAUAAAUCAUGUAUUCAUAACCUUCAGCCUUGGAUAAUAUCAUAACGUGGAGGAGCGGCACUGCGGGAUCCCAUCCAAUAUUCAUGAUGUUGUGUCAGGCAAAGGUCCCUACUGCUGUAACAUCUGAAAUGACAAAAAUCUAAUCCAAUUCUACAGCUCUUAUUAACUGAAUUGUUAGAUAAUAAUCAUAAUACUUUUGGAAAUCUCUCCUGACCUGAACUCAGUACGCAGUUCUGGCUGAAGUGAAUUCUGAUUUAAAAUGCCCAGGUGCAAUGAUUUAUUGGAAAAACUCGUGUUUUCUUCUAAUAUGUUGUCCUACCUGUCAUGUAUUUACCAUAGGGAUAUUGCAGGUCUGAUUUCACACACACUACAGUCAUGAUUUCUGCAUAAUUUAUUUUUAUUCCCCCGUAGAAAACAUUCCUUUUAUGCUGUGUUUAAAGGCACCUCUCAUAGUUUCUCACUUCGCACUUAGUCUGAAGGACAAAUGCAGGCUGUGAAUUCACUGCCCAUCAGUUCAAAGGAAUCGUUUACAGGCCUAUCCAAACCAAGAAACUAAGAUUUCUCCUCUCAGAAAGACUGCAAAGCAAAUCUUCUGCCUCCUUCAUCUCUAUAUAAGUACCUUUCUGCAACAUAGCAUUAAAAAUUUCAAGAUGUUAUGAAACUUUAUAAGUCAUGCAAGUGUAACACGAGCUGUUAAAAAAAAAAGUUCUAAGCAGUGAAAAUGAAUCUGCAAUCUUGUAAUCAGUAGCAUAAUUUUCCUUAGGUAAAUAAAUGCCUGAAGGGCGGGGGUAUAAUCAGGGUUCCAAAGGUAUGUAAUAAAAAUAUUAAAUUAAAUCUUCCAGAUUUCAAUA
Messenger RNA from Numida meleagris (helmeted guineafowl), 7938 nucleotides. Its product is annotated as calcium-activated potassium channel subunit beta-2. Gene Ontology annotation, cellular component: voltage-gated potassium channel complex; membrane. The transcript has 7 exons. Gene Ontology annotation, molecular function: potassium channel regulator activity; calcium-activated potassium channel activity. The record is from RefSeq and is a predicted model, not a curated record. The coding region runs from base 5367 to 6074 and encodes 235 amino acids. Gene Ontology annotation, biological process: potassium ion transport; detection of calcium ion. NCBI's taxonomy places the organism in Eukaryota, Metazoa, Chordata, Aves, Galliformes, Numididae.